AUGAGAUGGUUCACGAUAUUAGUGCGUAAGGCCUUUCACAUUGUUCUGGCCACAUCCUUCGUUCAUCUAUUUCCUCCUAAGCACCACCCUCGUGCUCUUUAUUUCUUGAACGACGUCCUGCGACAGGAUCCCACCGACGUGGACGAAUUGAUGGGGAAGGCGUAUGUCUUACAAUAUGCUGAAAAAUGGGAAGAGGCGGAAAAGCUAUUUGCGCAAGCGGGGAAUCGGAUGCAUGCAGAUCCUGGCGUAGAUGCUUUGAAAGAGGUCUUUGAGACCUUGAAGGAUAUCGAGGAUCGCGGUGACAUUGAUAAAGCUCGGCGCCUGUGGCGGAUUGGGAGAUGCUACUGGGAUUUAGGAGGAGAGUCCCGCGAGGAAGCCUUCAAAUCCUUCAUCACAUCGCUCAAACACAAUCGCGAGUAUGCGCCGGCAUACACUUCGCUAGGCGUAUACUACUCAAAACACGCGUCACCACCCGUCCCUACGCGGGCUUCAAAGUGUUUCCAGAAAGCAUUCAAAGUUGAUGCCUGUGAAGCAGAGGUUGCAAGGUGCCCCGUAGAAGGGUUCGGCGACGAGCGUGGAUAG
This is a messenger RNA of Suillus subaureus, 582 nucleotides long. RefSeq lists its product as uncharacterized. The transcript is spliced from 4 exons. Gene Ontology annotation, molecular function: protein binding. Bases 1 to 582 code for a protein of 193 amino acids. NCBI's taxonomy places the organism in Eukaryota, Fungi, Basidiomycota, Agaricomycetes, Boletales, Suillaceae. The record is from RefSeq and is a predicted model, not a curated record. Gene Ontology annotation, cellular component: Ski complex.